This is a messenger RNA of Trichobilharzia regenti, 1343 nucleotides long. The record is from the annotation of a GenBank genome assembly. NCBI's taxonomy places the organism in Eukaryota, Metazoa, Platyhelminthes, Trematoda, Strigeidida, Schistosomatidae.
GGUAUCUGCUGAAGUUAUUAAUUGUUAUGACUGAUUCUGUGUCAUCAGAAGUUUCCUAUCCAUGUGCUCCCGGAUCAUCUAAUUCUAAUCACUACUGUCAACCAGAUUGGCGUAUUCAAGCUUGUAAAUUAUUGGAACAAGAAAUUGAUAAAUUAAAGCAGGAAAACUCAGGCUUAGUUCGUCAUUGUUUUGCUCUAGCAUCAUGUGUAAAAGAUGUUUUAGCUGAAAUUGAAGCUAUUAAAACAUCUUCACCAAUUAAACCGCUUGAUGAAGAAACGCUGCUAGAACGUUUAUUACAUUAUCAGUCUAUUAUUUCAAAGAAGAAGAAGACGCAAGUUGGUACUACUCCUACUGCUACUACUUCUAAUGCUACUACUUUUUCAACUGUAAUAAAAGGUGAAAAUACAAAUAAAAGACCAAAAUAUUCUCCAAAGUAUACAGAAAUAAAGAAACACAGAAUAAGUGAACCGAAACAACUACCUGUUCACAAUAAUUUAAAGCGCAAGUCGGAUGAUAGCUUAUCUAACCGAAAUUAUAACAAUAUUAAUUAUAAUCAUAAUAAUAAUGAUAAUAAAAAUAAUCGACCACCUUGUCAUAAACGUUAUUCUAUGGAAUAUACAGAUGUAAAAGAUAUUGAAUCUGAAAAUCCUGAACUAGUACGAGCUGCUUUCAGACUAUUUGCCAAGCAUAUUGGUCCAUCAUUAAAACGUGAACAUCGUGUCAUGUUCAAUGCUCCACCAACUCAAGAUUGGUUAGCUAAUCAAUUAUUAUCAAGAUGGGAAAAAUUGAGUUCAACUGGAAAGUUAAAAUGGUGUAAUCGUUUACAAGCACUCCAAUCAUAAUCACUCCGUUUUUGUAAAUGAAACUAUAUAUUACAUGAAAAACAUAUAUGUAUAUAUAUAUUUGUAUUUAAAGAGCUGAUCUGAUUAAUAAAUUAAAUAUUCCUACUAUUAUUCUCAUAUUUUAAGGAACUGUAUGCUUGUUUGUGAAUUCACUGAUCAUUUCUUGGGAGUUUAGCGUGAACUAAUUUAUUGUAACCGGACCGUAUCAUUCAGUUCACACUCGUGACUUUUAAAGUAAAAUACAUGUCUUAAAUAAUCACCUGUUUAAAUAAUUACAACAUAUUAGAAAGGAAUAAGAAACCCUCUUGAAAACUGUUAUAUUGCAUAGUCUGAAGCCAAUACCUCUGUGUGUCUCACAAUGAAUAAAGGGGAUUGACUGAAAGAACAAAUAUGAUAUUACUUUCUCUGGAACAACACAAGGCAAUAUUUUCUAUAGUUUAGUUUGUAAGGGUUAGUUUUGUUUUUUACGAGUUGAUGACGGAUUGAUAUCAGUUAGAGAAC